Parasteatoda tepidariorum (common house spider) is the source of this 663-nucleotide messenger RNA. RefSeq names its product salivary peroxidase/catechol oxidase. Gene Ontology annotation, biological process: response to oxidative stress. NCBI's taxonomy places the organism in Eukaryota, Metazoa, Arthropoda, Arachnida, Araneae, Theridiidae. The record is from RefSeq and is a predicted model, not a curated record. Gene Ontology annotation, molecular function: heme binding; peroxidase activity.
ACUAAAAAUUUUCUAUCACUGAAUCUUCUCUUAAUUACAUUCGAUGCUACAAGUUUGUCCGAAACUAUUAUCAGUGAAUCUUCGAUCAGUUUUAAUUUGUUGCAAAAUGUUUUUCUUAUGAAUUAUAAAUUUUUUGUUGUUCUAUCUUGUAUUUCAUCAUGGCAAAGAAAUAUUCUUAUUUCAACAAUAACAGUUGGUCUUUUUAUUCGUUGAAAAGGCUGUACGUUUGGGUGCUACUGUCUUCAAUAAUAAAAUUAAACGUAAGUGAAGGACCGGCGGAUAGAUGCCCAAUCAUGGAAACUCACCACAAAAUGUUUAAACGAAAAAUGGCGAUUGGCCCAAAUGAUUUGGUCAAGAAUUUGAUGCCAAAAGGCGGGAAGAAUUUAGAAUAUUUCGUAGAAUUAGAAUUGAUGUUGGAAAACAUAGCCGAUAAUUCAAGUCUGUAUGACGCACCAGUUGAAGAAAGGGAUGAAAUCAUUGAUAAACUCCGAGAGGAACCACAAGUGAAGAGAAUCAUCCAGGAAUGCGAACAGCUUCAUCUUCAUCCUCCUUGCCAUGCAUCCCUCUACAGAACUCUGGACGGUACUUGCAACAAUCUCAUACAUCCUGUGUGGGGAAGCACUUUCUCUCAACAAGUUAGACUUUUGCCACCUGCUUAUGAAG